GCCAUUAAACACCAAGAAGAAGAAGAAUACUCUCAUGGCAGAGGAAGGCAUAAGUGGUACAGAAAUAGAUCCCAUUAACUAGUCUCCUCUUCGUAAUGGCCAGUCAGGGUGAUGGAGAGGUGUGGUACGCCCAUCCGGUUUACGCCCGAUAUUGGCAGCACUACCAGCAGGCCAUGAGCUGGCACCAGAGGCAUAAGCGGGCAUACAGAAAAGCUUUGGAGGUUGGCUACUUCCAGGCACUGUAUUCCAUGUACCCCUCUGCCGUCCAGCGAUACUCAGAUUGGCAUGCAGACGAGAGCUGGAGGAACGCUCAUAGAGACAGAACGACAGGUAGAGAAGAAGAAAGGGAAAAUGAGGCCACUGAUUCAGACAGUGAGAUGGAGGAGGAGAGUUCGGAUGAGAGCCAGAUCGAGUGUGACGUCAGUAACAUGGACAUCUCAGAAGAGCUGCGACAAUACUUUGCCCAGACAGAGCGACACAGGCAGGAACUCAAGAAACAACAGCAGAUGGAGGCAGAGCAGCAGGACUCGUAUGUUCUAGCUGACCAAGACUUGCACAGAGUUUCCUGGCGCAGCAGCCUGCCUCCUUCAGAGCGUCCUGGAGAAAGGAGGACCGCAGAGAUGAAGAAGCUGUAUGGUAAAGAUGCAGCAAAGAUUCAGGGGAUGGAAGCAGCCAUGCAGCUCACCUUUGACCGCAACUGUGACAAAAAACAGCCCAAGUACUGGCCGGUUAUACCACUAAAUCUGUAGGAUGAUCAGACCCCAUCAUUAGUAUGCCUGGCACAACAGUGCUGACAGUACUGAAGUGAUGCAUCAAAUCAGCAUCUGUGAGGACCUUUUGCAUAUGUAGAACAAACACUUAUGUCCUUAUAGACAGAUAAAGCAUUUAGAGAGUACUUUUAAUAAAUGUUCAGUUCAGUAUGAUCAGUAAAAACUUUGAAAUUGAGUUAGAGUUCUGCAAUUCCCAACUUGCACUCAUUUCCUUUUGCGAUAUCUGUAUGUAGUGGCAUCCACACAGUUCUAUCUUUUUAAAGUUUCUCAUAUCAUGUAAAUGAUGGAAGAGCUGCUUAGAUUUCGGUGUCGUUCUUUUCAUGUAGUCAUUUCUCCCUAACUAGGUCAUUGCCUCCCCCACAGUCUUUGGUUAAUGUGUUUUGUCUGUCUCUUCUGUUUUGCAUCUCACAUGAGCACAUGAGACUGUGUUUGCCGGCUUAUUCUCUGGUGCAGUUUUUACAUUGAAAUUUCUCCUUUUUUAAUGCAGAAGAAGUCAUUGUUUAAUUAAUGUGGUUUGAUUGAUUAAUAAAUGUAUUGCAUUGAAA
Sinocyclocheilus anshuiensis is the source of this 1315-nucleotide messenger RNA. It is a transcript of the gene gemin8, whose product is annotated as gem (nuclear organelle) associated protein 8. The record is from RefSeq and is a predicted model, not a curated record. The coding region runs from base 96 to 749 and encodes 217 amino acids. Gene Ontology annotation, cellular component: SMN complex. Gene Ontology annotation, biological process: spliceosomal snRNP assembly. The transcript is spliced from 4 exons. Lineage: Eukaryota; Metazoa; Chordata; Actinopteri; Cypriniformes; Cyprinidae.